Ustilaginoidea virens is the source of this 915-nucleotide messenger RNA. RefSeq lists its product as uncharacterized. Gene Ontology annotation, cellular component: nucleus. Gene Ontology annotation, molecular function: zinc ion binding; RNA polymerase II transcription regulatory region sequence-specific DNA binding. The record is from RefSeq and is a predicted model, not a curated record. The coding region runs from base 1 to 915 and encodes 304 amino acids. Lineage: Eukaryota; Fungi; Ascomycota; Sordariomycetes; Hypocreales; Clavicipitaceae. The transcript has 3 exons. Gene Ontology annotation, biological process: transcription elongation by RNA polymerase II; transcription antitermination; DNA-templated transcription.
AUGGAUCAACGGGAGCUCGAGUCGCGAGUCAAGGCGCUGACCAAGUCGGUUGCUGCCAAUGAACCGCCCGAGAAUGCCAUUAGGCUGCUGGAGGGGUUGAAGAAGGAUGCCAGGCCUACGGAGGAGAUGCUGAGGGCCACAAAAGCGGGCGUCUACGUCGGAAAGCUACGAGCCAACCCCAACAAGGAAGUCGCCCGCGCGGCCGCCGAGCUGGUCAUCAAAUGGAAGAAGCUCGUGGAGCAAGAAAAGAACUCGAAGCUGCAAAAGUCCAAGCUCGGCUCGCCGUCCUCGGCGCCCGCCACCGGCCCGGCCAGCAGCAGCAGCAGCAGCAGCAGCUCAGCAGGCGCGGCCAAGCAGGCCUUUUCGGGGAAUGCCGAGACGCGCACGUACAAGAGCGACAAGGUCGACCUCAGGCGUACGGGGUCGGACGUCCGCAACAACUGCAUCGGCCUCAUGUACAACGGCAUCGCCUACCGGUCCACCGAGUCUCCGAGCGACGUCAUUGCCCGCGCGGUGGCCGUCGAGCACGCCGUCUUUGCGGCCUUUAAAGAGGACGAGUCGACCGACUACAGGAAGAAGAUACGCUCGCUCUUUAUGAACCUCAAGAACAAGUCCAACGGCGAGCUGCGCAGGCGCGUCAUGUCGGGCGACAUAUCGCCGCAGAAGUUUGCCGUCAUGACGGACGACGACCUCAAGAGCGAGGACCAGCGCAAGGCCGACAUUGAGCUCGAAAAGGAAAACAUGAAGAAGGCGCAGGUGCCCAUGGCGGAGAAGAGCAUAAGCGACAGCCUCGAGUGCAGCCGUUGCAAGCAAAAGAAGGUCAGCUACACGCAGGCGCAAACGAGGAGCGCGGACGAGCCGAUGACGACGUUUUGCGAGUGCAUGAACUGCGGCCAUAGAUGGAAGUUUUCGUAA